This is a messenger RNA of Arachis duranensis, 2393 nucleotides long. Its product is annotated as phragmoplastin DRP1E. The record is from RefSeq and is a predicted model, not a curated record. NCBI's taxonomy places the organism in Eukaryota, Viridiplantae, Streptophyta, Magnoliopsida, Fabales, Fabaceae. Gene Ontology annotation, cellular component: microtubule; membrane; cytoplasm. Bases 253 to 2169 code for a protein of 638 amino acids. The transcript is spliced from 15 exons. Gene Ontology annotation, molecular function: microtubule binding; GTPase activity; GTP binding.
GGUCCGCGUACGUGACUCUUUUACUUUGUCCAAAAGAGGCGCAAAAAUUGCACGAAUUUUCUCUCUCUGGAACUCUCUUUCUUUCUUUCUUCUACCUCGCUUCUUCUCUCUUACUCUUCACGUCAAGAGCUCGUGACUUAGAAUCUAGGGUUUUCAGAAUUCACAGUAGAAGGAGGAGAAAGGUUGCUGCUGUUGAAGUAGCUGAAGAGUAAGCGUGAUCUUCGUGUAGUUUGUUGUUGUUCAAGAACUAACAUGGCGACGAUGGAGAGCUUGAUUGGUUUGGUUAACAGAAUUCAGAGAGCUUGCACCGUUCUCGGCGAUUAUGGCGGCGCUGACAACAACGCCUUCUCUUCUCUCUGGGAAGCUCUUCCCUCAGUAGCCGUGGUUGGUGGCCAGAGUUCAGGAAAGUCUUCGGUUCUUGAGAGCAUUGUUGGCCGUGACUUUCUGCCUAGAGGAUCAGGGAUUGUGACAAGGCGUCCAUUGGUGUUGCAGCUUCAUCAGGUGGAAGGUGAUGCACAAGACUAUGCUGAGUUUCUUCACAUGCCUGGGAGAAAGUUAACCGAUUUUGCUCUAGUGCGUAAGGAAAUUCAGGAUGAAACUGACAGAUUGACAGGAAAGACGAAACAAAUAUCCCCUGUUCCGAUUCAUCUUAGCAUUUAUUCUCCAAAAGUUGUCAACCUAACUUUGGUUGAUCUGCCAGGGUUGACUAAAGUUGCUGUAGAAGGACAGCAGGAGAGUAUUGUUCAAGACAUUGAAAAUAUGGUCCGAUCUUACAUUGAGAAGCCUAAUUGUAUUAUACUGGCAAUAUCUCCGGCCAAUCAAGAUAUAGCAACUUCUGAUGCUAUUAAAAUUGCAAGGGAAGUGGACCCAUCAGGUGAGAGAACAUUUGGAGUGUUGACAAAGCUGGAUUUGAUGGACAAAGGAACUAAUGCAUUGGAUGUCCUUGAAGGAAGAUCCUAUCGUCUGCAACAUCCUUGGGUUGGUAUAGUAAAUCGAUCCCAAGCUGAUAUCAAUAGAAACGUUGAUAUGAUUUUUUCUAGGCGCAAGGAGCGAGAGUAUUUUGCCACCAGUCCUGAGUAUGGACACUUGGCACAUAAAAUGGGUUCAGAAUACCUUGCAAAACUUCUCUCUCAGUACUUGGAGUCGGUAAUUAGGGCACAGAUACCUAGUAUUAUAUCUUUGAUAAACAAAACCAUCGAAGAGCUGGAAGCAGAGAUGGAUCGUAUUGGGAGACCAAUUUCUAUGGAUGCUGGGGCUCAACUAUACACCAUCCUCGACCUCUGCCGUGCAUUUGAACGGAUAUUCAAGGAGCAUUUAGAUGGAGGGCGGGCAGGAGGAGACAGGAUAUACAAUGUCUUUGACAAUCAGCUUCCUGCUGCUCUACGGAAACUACCAUUUGACCGACAUCUUUCUCUUCAGAAUGUGAAGAAAGUGGUGUCAGAAGCUGAUGGUUACCAGCCUCACUUAAUUGCCCCAGAGCAAGGGUACCGGCGCCUGAUUGAAGGGGCUCUGAGUUACUUCAGAGGUCCAGCUGAGGCAUCAGUUGAUGCAGUUCACUAUGUCUUGAAAGAACUUGUGAGGAAAUCAAUAGCUGAAACCGAGGAACUAAAGCGUUUUCCAACUCUUCAAGCCGAAUUAGCUGCUGCUACAAAUGAGGCUUUAGAGAGGUUCCGUGAAGAGAGUAAGAAGGCAACUCUACGGCUUGUGGAUAUGGAGUCUUCAUAUCUCACUGUGGAGUUCUUCCGGAAACUUCCUCAGGAAGUGGAGAGAGCUGGAAAUCCACCUAAUUCAGCUAAUCCACCUAGUUCAACUAAAUCCGCUAAUCCAGCUGCACCCGAUGGGGAUCGGUAUGCUGCCCCAAAUGUCGAUCGUUAUGGAGAGGGUCAUUUCCGGAGGAUUGGAUCAAACGUGUUAUCUUAUAUUGGUAUGGUGUCAGACACACUCAAGAACACAAUUCCAAAGGCGGUGGUUUAUUGUCAAGUUAGAGAAGCAAAGCUGGCAUUGCUAAACCGUUUCUAUGUACAAAUGGGGAAGAAAGAGGCUGAACAGCUAUUAAAUUUGUUAGAUGAAGAUCCUGCGUUGAUGGAGAGGAGAAAACAGUGUGCUAAAAGGCUCGAACUAUAUAAGGCAGCAAGGGACGAAAUUGAUUCUGUUUCUUGGGCAAGAUGAGGAUGCCUAUUUCGCUGUCCCCAUUGCCUUGUAUUAUAUGACAUCGAUUGUUUUUGUAUUAUUAUUUUUGAUAGCUCAGAUUAUUCUUAGGGGUUAAUGUGGUGAGGUGACGAAUAUUUAAGAUGAAAUUUAUAUAUUGUUUUAUGCCUCCUACAUUAUUAAGUGACCUACGAGAUUUGUACGAACUACUUAAUUCUAAACUCCCACUAUUCAUUGACAGUAAA